Molecule: messenger RNA, 726 nt
Organism: Sparassis crispa
Lineage: Eukaryota; Fungi; Basidiomycota; Agaricomycetes; Polyporales; Sparassidaceae
Product: Transport protein particle subunit trs31
Exons: 4
Coding region: 1-726 (241 amino acids)
Biological process (GO): endoplasmic reticulum to Golgi vesicle-mediated transport
Cellular component (GO): TRAPPIII protein complex; TRAPPI protein complex; TRAPPII protein complex
Source: RefSeq, a predicted model, not a curated record
AUGGCCUACGCCCAACCCCAUCCCCGCUUUUCUGUCCUCUCCUCGUCGUCCCUCCCGUCCACGGACCACCUCUCGCCCGCGUCCUCGUCCACCCGCUUCUCGCUGCCCACCGCGCCCUCCAUCUCCACCGCGUCCACCCCCAAGCCCGGCCUCCGCCCGAACAUCUACGACCGCCCCCUCAACCGCACCCGCGCCGCAGACGUCUCCGCCUCCGCCUAUGCCUUCCUCUUCUCCGAGCUCGUCCAGUACACCCACAAGCGCGUCGCCGGCAUCAACGACCUCGAGCGCAGGCUGAACACCCUCGGCUACCGCGUCGGCACACGCGUCCUCGAGCUCAUGUCCUGGCGCACAGAGUCCGCCAACAAGGCCCCCAAGCGCGAGAUCCGCUUCCUCCCCGCCCUCAUGUCCAUCCACACCCACCUCUGGCGCGCCGUCUUCGGCAAACCCGCUGACGCCAUCGAGCGCAGCGUCGAGAACGCCGACGAGUAUAUGAUCAUCGACAACGACCCGCCCAUCACCCGCGCCAUCUCCGUCCCCCGCGACAUGUCCCAGCUCAGCUGCUCCUCCUUCACUGCCGGCAUCGUCGAAGCCGUCCUCGACGGCCUCGGCUUCCCCGCCCGCGUGACCGCGCACAACACCCCCACGGACCAGUUCCCGGGGCGCACCACCAUCCUCAUUAAGCUCGAACAGUCCGUUCUCGACCGCGAAGAGGCCCUCAAGGCGUGA